UGCAGCAACGUUGGACGCUUGUCUGGAGGUUGUUACUUUUGUCUCCAGCUUUUCCAUGUAAAGAGCGGACUACUCCCGAUUCGCCUCUUUGUCUACUAAACAUGAUCCUCCGUUCAGGGAGGUCGCCACUCGCCAUGCUGUAUGCCAUCACUGUAUGGUGAACAAACGAAGGGAGUGCAACGCAUCUGACUGCUGCGUCUCAUCGACAUUGUUUCAAUCGAUCAGAAAUGGACGUAGACAAGGAAGUACAGCGACUAGAGAGCCUCAGCAAAGACUCGCAAGCUAACAUGAGUGAAAUAAUCAGAAUCUAUUAUUGCAUUGCAAAAGAUGCAAGUUCCACUGCGUCCAGCGCUGUGCCCAUCCUGAACAAAUUAGCCGUUCACUUGCUGUCUCCCGCAGUAACCAGCAUUUUGAAAAAACACCGAUUGGACGCCUUUAGUUAUAUACUAGUCGCCAACAACUUGCUGGACCUAGAUGAUGUCAAAGAUGACUUGGAAAACGGAGACGUAUUGAUGACUAACGCUCCAGCUAACGCCAUCAGGAAGCUCAAAGAAAAGCUCGGCGUCACGUCAGCAGUCGCAAUACCAACGGCCGCACCCGCCACACAAACGGUCGCACAGGCAUUAUUAGCCACGUUAGACGAACUGCAAAUAACGAUGCGCAGUAGCAGUUCUAUGGAUCAAGCUGCAUCACACAGUGACGAGAACAGGGUAGCGGCGGAAAUAAAAAACCAAUGCAAAGAUAUGAAAAAUUUGAAUGGCAUGAUUUUGUACAAGUUACCAUUGAAAGCAACAUCACCUUUCUCGGGAGCAGCUUCCAUCGUCCGGCGGUUCUCCUUCGGUGAGCCAAGCGCUUCAGCGAACAAAACAUGCAAAACUAUUCUUCUGAUGGGCGCCACCGGUUCAGGCAAGACCACCAUGAUCAACGCUAUGAUCAACUACGUACUGGGUGUUCGAUGGGACGAUCCCUUUCGUUUCAUACUUGUCGAAGAAAAGGAGACAUCUCAAGCGUUUAGCCAAACCAGAGAGGUGACGGCGUACGACAUCCAUUACAGAAAUGGUUUCCGCGUUCCUUAUUCUCUGACAAUUGUCGACACUCCGGGAUUCGGAGAUACUGAAGGAAUCGAGCGCGAUCAAGAAAUCACUUCGGCCGUCAAGCAAUUUUUUGAAAACAGAGAUGGCAUUCAAGAAUUAGACGCUGUUGGUUUUACCGUACAAUCUUCACUGCCUCGCCUCACGAGCUCUCAGACGUACAUCUUCAAUUCUGUGUUGUCCAUUUUCGGCAAAGAUAUUGGGGAAAAUGUUCGCUUCCUGGUCACUUUCGCUGAUGGAGGGCGACCUUCAGUCUUAACAGCUAUUAAGGAGGCUAAGCUUCCUUGCCUAAUGGAUGCCAACAAGGAUCCCUGUUACCAGAGUUUCAAUAACCGUGCGGUUUUCGUCUCGAAUCAAACACCAGAUGAUCGCUUGUCUCCUAUGGAAUGGGACAACGCAAUGCAAAAUUUUCAUUCCUUUUUUGCCGAGUUGUCCAAAAUGCCGAUCAAAUCGCUCCAACUCACCAAAGAAGUACUGAACAGCCGUGAAAGUCUACACAUCACUAUUCAAGGUCUAGAAGAGACCAUCCAGGCGCACUUGAUGAAGAUGGAAGAGCUGCGGAAGAUAGAGGAGAUCAUCGCCUUGCACAAAGACCAAGUUAACGCUAAUAAGAACUUUGAUAUCACGGUGAAAGUACCCAAGAAGAAGCGAAUUGAGGUCGAUACUAACCAGACAGCACUGAAUUGCUCAAAGUGCGAAGUAACGUGCCAUUAUCCUUGCAAUCCGAAUUUGUGGAUGGGUUUUUGCCCUGUAUUCUGGCGAUCAGAAGAAAUCUUCCAUACUAUGAGCGAUAUGACCAUAUUGAUCAAUGACUUAAUUAACUUGUUCAACCAAAGAAAUACUAUUAUGGCUGCGGUAGGUACCGCAACAGCGGUAAGUACCGAUACAUCUCUCUUGGUCCGCAACAUCUUUACUGGUCGCGCGUGCAAGGUCUGCCCGGGAAAGUGCGCAACUACAGACCACGCAAACGAAGUCACUAAGUGGAUGAACUUUCAAGAAGAAGAGACUCGCCCUCUCUAUGACAUUCGCAAAAAGUACGACGACGCAAUGGAAAAGACGCUUAGUGCGGAAGAACUGAAGAAUGCCUUGCAAGGAGAGGUGGUGCAACUGAAAUUCGAAAUCAUUAAAGCGAUGGAUGAGAUCACUCGCUGCUCAAAUCUUUUAAAGGAGAUGGCACUGCGAGGUGAUCCCCUCUCCACUCCCGAAUAUAUUAACUUGAUGAUUGAAAACGAAAACAAGGAAAAAAAACCUGGUUACUUGGAAAGGAUUAAAUGUUUUGAAGACCUGUUGAGAAAGGCUGAACUUACGAAAGACGUUACCGACGGCGGUGAUUUAGUCAAGAAGUUCAAAAAGUAAGACUGACAUACAGACCUUGCAAGAAAUACUAAAGCAAAGAGGAUUUCUUUUGUUAUUAAGCCAAUGUGAGAAAUUUGAGUUAUCACAGCAAAUUGGCUUUGAAGUGCGCUUGCUAAAUUUCUAAAACUUAUUGCUUUCCGCCUUUCUUUUUAAUGUUUUUUUGAAUUGUGAGUGGGCAGUGUGGGUGUUAAAUGUAGAGCUGAAUAAAUUCAUCGAUGGCUUCUAGUGUGAUUGCUAAAUACUCGUUUAUCUUUUCCAUUUCUUAAAAAAUAUCAAGUGUGAUACGGAUUAUGAAAAGGCUUGUUGAAAUUCGAACUGUGAAAUAGGUUUAGAAGGAUGUGAUGUCAUUGUAAUACAUUGCACCUGAUUGGGAUUUGGAAAUCGGGUUUUUCAAUUACACCGUAAUAAGAGCAGUCGACUAAGAAAUCGCCAAAUAAACUGACCUACUAUUCUCGAAA
Messenger RNA from Daphnia magna, 2905 nucleotides. RefSeq lists its product as uncharacterized. Lineage: Eukaryota; Metazoa; Arthropoda; Branchiopoda; Diplostraca; Daphniidae. The transcript is spliced from 3 exons. The coding region runs from base 228 to 2447 and encodes 739 amino acids. Gene Ontology annotation, molecular function: GTP binding. The record is from RefSeq and is a predicted model, not a curated record.